This is a messenger RNA of Cornus florida, 2053 nucleotides long. RefSeq names its product BTB/POZ domain-containing protein At3g22104-like. Bases 311 to 1939 code for a protein of 542 amino acids. The record is from RefSeq and is a predicted model, not a curated record. NCBI's taxonomy places the organism in Eukaryota, Viridiplantae, Streptophyta, Magnoliopsida, Cornales, Cornaceae. The transcript is spliced from 3 exons. Gene Ontology annotation, molecular function: protein binding.
UCGGUUAUGUAUUCUUAUUCUUAUUACAUGUGUAUGCUCUCUGUUGCUUCAUACAUACUCUUGUCUCUGUAUUCCACUAGAGAACCACAAAGUUUCUGCAUCAAUUGACUAACCAUUUUGCACAACCAAAACUCACCUAUCUGGUGUUUGUCUUCUUGCCCAGCUCAGAAUAUGUCUUGCUAGUUGCUUCCCAUUUGGUCUCUUCACAUUUUUGUCCUUGUUGGGUUGGUAAUCUUCUUAUUUCUUAUAUAUUUCACAGAGAGGACUCGAGAUUUGAGGUGGGUUUUUUUGGGUUUUCUUUAAUUGGGUCAUGGAUGUCUCUUGUGAUCUUGAAGUGGAUGUUAAUGGGGAAGAGAUUUUCUUCGUGGACAAGAAAAUUAUUUCUUUAUAUUCAAGCAGAAUAAGCAAAUUAUUUGGGAAAUCGACGCAUGGGAGGAAAAAACUGAAGUUGAUAUUCCAUGAUUUUCCUGGAGGGGCAGAGAGUUUCGAGCUCAUGACAAGGUUCUGCUACAACAAUGGCAAAAUCGAGAUAAAUCCCUUUAACCUUGUUCGUUUGCACUGCAUUGCACAUUUCAUGGAAAUGAACAAACCCGUCCCUGGAACGCUUAAUUUACUUGAGCAAACUGAGAAAUCAAUUGAAGAAAUCAAGUACUGGACAUGGUCUGAGCUAUUGGUAGCUUUGAAGCAGUGUCAAAAUCUUCUUCCUGGUGUGAAUUUUUCUGGCAUGCUUCAGAAGUGCCUGGAUUCUCUUGUUGGAAGGCUUGAAUUGGCCAGUGAAACUAGUCCAUGUCCAUCUACUUCUUCAUCAGAUAGCUCCGAGUUUCAGUUUUCAUGCGACGCUAGAAGCACCAAGAGCUUGCAAAAUAGCUGCUUCCGAACAACAUGGUGGUUCGAAGAUCUUGUGGCACUGUGGCCUGAUCUGGUUGAAAUGGUGGUAAAAUCAUUGGUAUCCCGAAAAUUCAACCAUGUUAUUAUUAGUAGAUUCCUGUUUUAUUAUCUAAAGUCGAGACUAAUUACUGCCACAUCAGAUGAGAAGUGCAAAAUCACAGAGGCAGUAAUUGUUAUGCUCUAUUCUCUAGAUUGGACUGCUAUUUCUUGCAAGAGUUUAUUUGGGAUUCUUCGAGCUGCUCUGAGUUUAAACAUAAGCAAAUGCAGCAGGAAAAAAUUAGAGAGUAUGAUUGGUUCAAUGAUGGAUCAAGCAACACUUGACGAUCUGCUUCUUCCAUCUCCCGUAGGGAUGAAUCAUUUAUAUGAUGUAAAUCUAGUUCUUAGGUUUUUAAAAUCAUUUCUUUCCGGAGGGAUAUGUCGUGUGAUGUUGAUUCAAUUGAAGAAAGUUGCUAGCUUGAUGGACUUGUAUUUAGCUGAAGUAGCUCCAGAUCCUUGUCUUAAAUCAUCAACGUUCUUGGCUCUACUCAGGGCUCUGCCAGAUUCUGCCAGAGACUCUUAUGAUGGAUUCUAUCGUGCCAUGGACAUGUACCUAGAGGUCCAUGCUGGAUUAUCUGAUGAUGAAAAGAUAAAUAUCUGUUGUGGAUUGAAGUACGAAAAACUCUCAUCAGAAGCUGGCAACCAUCUUGCUCAGAACACAAAAUUCCCAUCACAAUGUGCUAUCCGAGCUCUCACCUCUCAGCAAUGCAAGCUCAAAAGCUUGUUCCGUGACACCAACCAACCAAAACCCUUAAUUGAUUCACCAUGUAGCUUUGUGGAACCGGAUCAAAAGGGGAAGAAAGGCGAAGCCUCUAAACAAAUUGUUCUUUAUGCCGGCAAGCUUAAUCCUUCGGCUGAGAAUGAGAAGCUCAGAGCACGUCUACAAGGUAUGCAAUCGAGGGUGUUGGAAUUGGAGAAAGCUUGUAAAAAGAUGGAAUCCCAAAUGACAAAGAUCAUGAAAUCGAGAUUAUCAAGUCACAGAUAUUCGAGAUCCUUACCUAGGCUUUGUUCAUGAUGUAUAAUUUUCAUAAAUUUAUUUUGUCUUAAAUCUUUUUCCUACAAAGGUAAUGUAUAUAGCAUGAGAAAUGAUCUUUUUGUGGUAGUAACAGUUUUUUUUUUUUUUUCCCUU